GCGUCGUUUUUGUUGUUCGUAUAUAUGCGUUUAGUUGGAGGAUAUAUUUUUUGUGUGAAAAUUGUUAAAUAAAAUAUAAAAAAAUCAUAUAUAAUUAAAAAAACAUGUGUACUUUAGCACCCAAAAAGGAUGGCAGUCCAAAUAUUGAAUUUUAUAACUCGCCUGAAUCAUUACAGGGCUUCGAGUCCAUACGCCUAUGGCUACAGAAAAAUUGUAAAAAAUAUUUAGCCAGUAGUAAUGAGCCUAUAACAAAAGAAUCGUUGGCUCAAUUAUUGAUACAAUUUCUCCAAUAUGUUGAAGCAAAACUUGGUAAAAAUUCAGCAGAGCCACCAGCGACGCGUAUACCGAUGCGUUGUUUUUUGGAUUUUAAAUCGGGCGGUGGUUUGUGUAUUAUAUUUUCGACAAUGUUUCGCUUUCGCGCUGAGCAGAGAGGCAAGAAGUUUGACUUUUCCGUGGGAAAGAAUCCAACUCGCAAAGAUCCAAAUAUACAAUUGUUAAUUGACAUCGAACAAGCUUUAGUCGAAGCAGACCUUUAUCGUAUUCCGUACAUUUUUAUUCGUCCCGAAGUGGAUAAGCAAUUGGCCACACGUUUGCGUGAAAUAUUGGCUACUAGACGAGUAGAAAUUGUUUCGGAUGAAGAAGAUGCCACUCAUAUUAUAUACCCUGUGGUUGAUCCUCAUCCCGAUGAGUAUGCUCGUCCUAUUUUUAAGCGUGGAAAUUGUGUAAUGAUGCAUUGGUAUUAUUUCCCCGAAUCGUAUGAUACAUGGACACCAAAUUCAUUGGAAUUGCCCGAAAAUGUACCAGAAAAUCCGGAAUCUCCAGCAGAGCGCUGGCGUGUAUCCGCCUCAUGGAUUUUAGAUCUCGAGCAGUACAAUGAGUGGAUGGCAGAGGAGGAUUAUGAAGUAGAUGAUUUGGGAAAAAAGAAAAUGCAUAAGCAGCGUUUAUCCAUUGAUGACAUAAUGUCCGGUGGAAUUGAUGAAAAGAAAAAAGUAGUGAGCGGUACUCCAGUUGCUGUAAAACAAAAGCGUAGACGUUCUCCAUCUCCGAGUUCUUCUAAAUCCGGAAAGCGUAAACGGUCUCCAGCAGUACUGCAUAAAAAGUCACGCAAUGAUGAAGAAGAUGAAGAUUUAACACGUGACAUGGAUGAUCCGCCUGCCGAAACAAAUCUUCAGGAAGUUAUUAAGACCACUUCCCUUCAAUCCACAGCCAGUCCAGCUCCCGCAAGCAAGUCCAGAGCUGAUAAUGAUAUGAUGCCAAUUAAAGGCGGUACUUUAACUGAUUUGGAUGAUGAGAUGACUGGUGGUAGCGGCACUCAAGCUUUGUCGGCAUGUGAUGGUGAAAAUUCUCAGACUGGAAAAACCAGUGAGAAUAGUAAUACUCAAGAAUUUUCAUCAUCGGCCAAAGAGGACAUGGAGGAUAAUGUUACUGAGCAGACACAUCAUAUUAUCGUGCCCUCCUAUUCAGCUUGGUUUGAUUACAAUUCCAUACAUGUGAUUGAGAAACGGGCAAUGCCGGAAUUCUUUAAUUCUAAAAAUAAAUCCAAAACGCCAGAGAUUUAUAUGGCCUACAGAAAUUUCAUGAUUGAUACAUACCGUCUCAAUCCCACUGAAUAUUUAACAAGCACAGCCUGCAGACGUAAUUUGGCUGGCGAUGUUUGCGCGAUUAUGCGUGUCCAUGCUUUCCUCGAACAAUGGGGCUUGAUAAAUUAUCAAAUUGAUGCAGAGUUACGUCCCACUCCCAUGGGGCCACCACCUACAUCUCAUUUUCAUAUUCUGUCGGAUACACCUUCAGGCAUACAGUCUUUAAAUCCGCAAAAAACUCAACAGCCAUCGGCUGCAAAAUCCUUACUCGACCUUGACAAAAAGCCCUCAGGUGGUCCCAGCAAGGAGGGCAAAGAAGAUUCAUUGGAUAAGGCCCCAGUGGGCAUAAAAACUGAACCGGUGGAAAAUGGUAGUGCAGCUGCCACUGCCUCUGGUCAAUUUGGUUUAAAACUCGAUCAGUACGCUAAAAAGCCGGCAGCUAUGAAAAAUCGCACUGCUGCUAGUCUGUCCAGGGAAUGGACAGACCAAGAAACUCUACUUUUAUUGGAAGGCUUAGAAUUGCAUAAGGAUGAUUGGAAUAAAGUUUGCGAACAUGUGGGAACACGCACUCAAGAUGAGUGUAUUUUACAUUUCCUACGUCUACCAAUCGAAGAUCCCUAUCUGGAAGACGAUGGUGGAUUUUUGGGUCCUCUAGGCUGCCAGCCUAUACCGUUCAGCAAAUCCGGCAAUCCCAUCAUGUCUACAGUGGCAUUUUUAGCAUCUGUAGUAGAUCCACGUGUAGCUGCAGCAGCUGCUAAAGCAGCUAUGGAAGAAUUUGCAGCUAUUAAAGAUGAAGUGCCAGCAGCAAUUAUGGACAGUCAUCUGAAAAACAUUGAAAAAGCUUCAGCAUCUGGAAAAUUCAAUCCAUCUCAUGGCUUGAUUAGUAGUGGUAUUGCCGGUACGAGUAUUGACAAAGACGAAGAAGAUCCUAAUGCCGCAACUGUAGGUGUCGUACCUCCAUCUGGAUCGGCCGACGAGGAAAUGAAGGACCUAACCAAGAAAGACGAUAAAGAUCUUACCAAAUCCCCCUCCAAAUCCAAAGACGAAUCUAAAGACAAUGAUAAAAAAGAUGAUAAAGAAAAGACAGAAAAAGAAACCGAUAGUAAAAAAGAUGAAAAUGUCAGUGGAAUGGAUGUCAAGGAAAUUAAAACCGAAGAAUCUAGUGGUGAUGGUUCUGCAGGUGAAGGUGUCUCAAAAGAAAUCGAUGUAGCUAAACAAGUAUUUAAUGAGGCGAAUGUACAAACCGCUGCUGCUGCCGCUUUAGCUUCAGCUGCGGUUAAAGCAAAGCACUUGGCUGCUUUAGAAGAAAGAAAAAUUAAGUCAUUGGUUGCCCUGCUGGUGGAAACCCAAAUGAAAAAACUUGAAAUUAAAUUGCGUCACUUCGAGGAGUUGGAAACCACAAUGGAACGUGAGCGAGAGGGUUUGGAAUAUCAAAGGCAACAACUCAUUACGGAACGCCAACAAUUCCAUCUAGAGCAAUUGAAGGCAGCUGAGUUUAGGGCCAGACAACAGGCUCACCAUCGUCUCCAACAGGAACAGCAAUGGCAAGGUGGCCCAGCAGGCACUGGAACUGCCGCGGGUACAGCUGCCUCAGCUACAAGUGGCGCUACUUCGGGUUCAACUGUGACUCCGAGUAGCACCUUGCCCGGAGCACCACCUGUUGUUCCACAAAUAGGUCCAAGUGCUACUAUGCCAGGAGCCCCCGUUGCAGCGCCAUCAACACAUGUUGGAGCACCAGGUGCUAAUCCAGCAAGUGGUUCAGUAGCUGGUGGCCAUCCUGCUAUACAAACCACUACACCAAUGGAUACUACUCCAGCUGCUAUUGCACAAACUGUUCCAACAACAGCUUCAGAAGCACCAGCUGCAUCUCCAACCUCGGGGUCCACCAUACCACCUGCAAAUCCCUCAGUUCCGUUAGCUACAAAUGUAGCUGGUCCUGUUCAACCCACACCUAACAUUCCACCGGCCCCAGGAGGUCCCACAGGUGCUCCCACAUCAUCUUAAAUGCGUAUCUCUCAUUUGAGAUUUUCUCUAAAAGAAAGCUAGGUUUAGUAUUUAAUUUUAGUUUUACAGAUGUCUCAUGAAAUUGUAUAAACAUUUGUCGUGUUCUCUCUUUUAAUUUCUUAAUCAACUUUGUCGAUAUUUUGCCGAAAAUUUGUUGGCAGAUUUCUAAAAUGUUCGAAUUGGACACAUUUAUCUCUAUAUGCGGUUAAAAAGUAUUUACAAUGAUGAAUAUUCGAAUAACAAUGGAUAAACAUUUCUUAUUAUAAAUAAACGUAUUCAAUUAUCUGUACGUAAAUGGAUAA
Molecule: messenger RNA, 3886 nt
Organism: Calliphora vicina (urban bluebottle blowfly)
Lineage: Eukaryota; Metazoa; Arthropoda; Insecta; Diptera; Calliphoridae
Gene: mor
Product: SWI/SNF- related protein mor
Exons: 7
Coding region: 105-3584 (1159 amino acids)
Biological process (GO): positive regulation of DNA-templated transcription
Cellular component (GO): SWI/SNF complex
Molecular function (GO): histone binding; DNA binding
Source: RefSeq, a predicted model, not a curated record